GUUCGACAACUCCUGAUGGUGCGAGACGCGACAGGUGACAACCUCCGACUACAACAGGAAACACCUGUAACUGUCAUAAAAACGCUCAGGUGGUCGUUUGACACUUGCAGUAGAGAGCGCAGGCUGCUGACAUCAUUGCACCUCAGGACUAGUGAUUACCUGUUCAGUCUCCAGUUGCAGGUGAAAAUGCCGACAGUUUUUAACCAACAGAGAGCAGGUGAAAGUCUGGACGAAUUUUCAGAAAGAUGUGUUUCAACAACAGAAUCGGAGAGGAGGAGAUUGUUGGAAGAAGUCGACAGAUUUGUCAGAUAUCUUCAUGAUCAGCCUUUCUCAUAUCCAUACUCUGUCAAAGAGGUGAUCAAGAGUGGCUCACUGGGCAAGGGCACUGCAGUGCGAAAUCUGGCUGACAUCGACCUUGUCGUCUUCGUCAACGGCCUGAGCAGCAUCGACGAGUUGCAGAGAGCGAGGCCCCAGCUACUGGCUGGUCUGAGGGAGAAAGUCAGACAGUCAGCCAGGAUCCAGCCAGCAUCCAGCAGCAGCUUUUCCUUGACCUACAACUGGAACGACAUCGAAGUGGACAUCCUCCCAGCUGUUGAUGUCUUGUCACUGUACGGGUCAAAGAGCAAGGUCUAUGAGGUCAUGGGACGGUGCGGCUCCACAGGACAUGCAGCUCAGCAGUUCUCAGCUUCUCUGGCACCUCUACAGCGGGACUUCGUGAAGGAUGUCCCGGAGCAUGUCAAGAAGGUGAUUCGCCUCGUGAAGUUGUGGAAGAAGGAAAACCAUCUGGACAUCCGGUCCUACAGUCUGGAGCUACUAACCAUCUAUGUCUGGCAAGCAGCUGGUAGGGGAAACCCGGGCACUGACUACCUCUUUCGAGAGGUGAUGAGGCAGCUGUCUACCUGUGGUACCCUCCGUGUGGCCUUUGAUGCUAACUACAACAGCUCCACCUACACCAGAAGCAUGUCACAGCCUUACAUUCUGGACCCAGCUAACCCCUACAUGAACACACUCCACGGAACGUCCAUUGGCAACACCUCGGAAAGUGCCAAGAGAGUCCUGAGAUGCCUCUAACCCUGAGUUCAGAGGUCACGCAGCUUGUGACUCAGUUUAAUGCAGGAAGAAAUGAACUCUGAGAAAAUGAAUUGUCUUUAAUGCAACAUGUUUACUGCUUAUGACACACGUAGCCUUACUACAAGAAUUUUCAGUUACUAAUAAUUUAAUUAAUAAUAAUUUACUUUUUUUAGUGCUGUAUCCGUAUCAGUAUUUAACUUUAUAAUACAUACCAUCAGUUUCUUAUUUCUUGAAAUUUGUAUGUUUGAUUAUGAUUUCUUGCUGUAACACGUGUUUAUUUUACUUUCCUAUAAUUAACACAUAAUUUUUAUUCCACUUCAUACCAACUUCCUACUUUAUACAUUCGCACUGUACAUCGCGCGGAAAACAUAAAUAUUAUAUUUUAUGCAAUAACAAAAGAUUUUUCAUGUUCUACUUAAAGCAUUUUUUGACAACUCGAAAUCGUCUAAUAAAUUUGCAUUGUAGAGAAUUAAUUAAGUGCACACAAUCGAAGCAGAAUUUAUGAAGAAAUAUCAAAACUUAUAAGUGCAUUAAUUAACACAAUAUUUAGACUUUUUUAAUAUUAAGGUGUAAUGUUAUAUUCCGACUUUGUGGCUUUUACUGUCAUUAAGAAGCGUUUUAACAGAUGUCUUUGUCGGCUGUUAUCCGAGAAAACUUGUGAUCAAAACUAACAUCAUGUCUACACAACAUUCAGUGAGGUCAGCUUUAUCAUGACCUUAACUUCUCCUUCCUUCUCUUCGAGCUCAUCGCCAUUUUGAUUGCUUCUUUUCUCCCUCCCUCUCUCUCUCACUUACUCAGUCUUGUGUGUGUGUGUUUUCGUACAUAUCUUUGCUCAGCAAUAAUACAUUUUAAUCAGAGCACUUUGCUUAUUACCGGCAGAUAUUUCUCUUCUUUGAAACCUUUGUAGCAAGUUGCAUAUACAUAUAGACAGCUGGUUACUCAUGGUUAUGUUUGUGUCAUUACAUAAAGUACUGUCUUUUACUUUUAAUGUUAAAGAUUUUUCAAAACAACUUUUUUUUCAAAAUUGAUAUAAAAUUGUGUCAAGACAA
Molecule: messenger RNA, 2120 nt
Organism: Pomacea canaliculata
Lineage: Eukaryota; Metazoa; Mollusca; Gastropoda; Architaenioglossa; Ampullariidae
Product: 2'-5'-oligoadenylate synthase 1A-like
Exons: 9
Coding region: 16-1071 (351 amino acids)
Biological process (GO): regulation of ribonuclease activity
Cellular component (GO): membrane; cytosol; nucleoplasm
Molecular function (GO): 2'-5'-oligoadenylate synthetase activity; double-stranded RNA binding
Source: RefSeq, a predicted model, not a curated record